Messenger RNA from Camponotus floridanus (Florida carpenter ant), 1957 nucleotides. Its product is annotated as solute carrier family 35 member E1 homolog. Gene Ontology annotation, molecular function: antiporter activity. The record is from RefSeq and is a predicted model, not a curated record. NCBI's taxonomy places the organism in Eukaryota, Metazoa, Arthropoda, Insecta, Hymenoptera, Formicidae. Gene Ontology annotation, cellular component: Golgi apparatus. The transcript is spliced from 3 exons. The coding region runs from base 241 to 1299 and encodes 352 amino acids.
CUCCGAUGUCAAUUCGGUAUUCGGAGUUUAUUCGUCAGUUCGUCACUUCUAAUUGCACGAGAGACACCGGCGUAGCCAUUCCUGCCACUCUCGGGCUCUCUGCUGACAGAAAAAAUCAUCGGUGUCCUUCGCAAAGAAUGUGAAUCCAGAUGAAUAUCUCAUAUACCGUGGGUGCAUUCGCGAUAAGACGGUGAACUAGGAUCGGGAGUGAGUUUUGUGAUCGCUCGCUCUCCCUGUCGCAUGAACACCAUGGACGAUAGACGAAAUAACCGCGAAGUGGUGACGGUAUUAUUCCUGUGCCUGCUAUGGUACGUGGUAUCCAGCAGCAGCAACGUUGUCGGUAAGAUGCUGUUGUCCGAGUUCCCGUAUCCGCUCACCGUCACCAUGGUCCAAUUAACCUCGAUCACUCUUUAUUCCGGCCCGUUCUUCAAUCUCUGGGGCGUGAGACGAUAUUCGUCCAACAUAACGUGGAGCUAUUAUUUGCGGCUCAUCGUGCCCUUAGCCUUAGGCAAAUUUCUCGCAAACGUGUUCAGCCACGUCAGCAUUUGGAAAGUACCAGUUUCCUAUGCCCACACUGUGAAGGCUACAAUGCCCCUCUUUACGGUAGCCCUAUCAAGAAUAAUACUUCGAGAACAGCAGACAUGGAAAGUCUACUUGAGCCUUGUACCAAUAGUCGGUGGCGUAGCGAUUGCCACACUGACAGAACUUAGUUUCAACAUGAUUGGCCUGAUAAGUGCGUUAGCAUCUACUAUGGCAUUUUCCUUGCAGAAUAUUUAUUCCAAAAAGGUGCUGCAUGAUACAGGAAUACAUCACUUACGAUUACUGCACGUACUCGGCCGUCUGGCUCUACUUAUGUUUUCACCAAUUUGGGCUGUAUAUGAUCUGUAUAGUUUGAUAUAUGAACCGAUGCUGAAACCAUCAACAGAGACUAGCUAUUAUAUAUUAGGAUUGUUGUUUUUAGAUGGUAUAUUGAACUGGUUUCAGAACAUUAUUGCGUUUUCCGUACUGUCUAUCGUAACUCCUUUAACAUACGCAGUAGCCAGUGCAAGCAAGCGUAUAUUUGUAAUCGCAGUAACGUUACUUGUACUUGGCAAUCCAGUUACAUGGUUGAAUAUAUUUGGAAUGACUAUGGCCAUAUUUGGAGUAUUAUGUUACAAUAAUGCUAAAUACAAUCAAAGAUUGGAGAAACAAAAGGAGACAAUUCUUCCAAAAUAUUAUAAUUCGACUCAGAAUGGUACUAGCAGUUCCUUUAUGGUAAAUGGAUUUGCCAGUAAACAACAUCAAUUACUUGCAAUCUAGUCUCAAUUAUUUAAUUUUAUUUUAUUUUGAUAAAUUCAUGUGACUUUCUAUAUCAAUGAAAUCCUUUUUAUUUAUGUAUGAAUUAGUUUCUUUCAUAUAAUAAAAUACUAACAUAAUUUGUUAUGCUUGCAUAUGAUCAGAGAAAAUAGAUAGAAGAAACUCAUGACCAAUUAGUAAUUGAUCAGUAAUUGACAAUUACUAUGUGUGUAUUUUUUAUUUAUAUAAGUAUUGCAGAAAAAUGUGAUUUAUAUUUCUCGAAUUUAAUCGCGAAAAUCAAUAUUUCUUAGCAAAUAAAAAUAUUCUAUAUUUUCGUACUAUGCUCAUUGUCAUGAAUUCGAUUAGUUUCUGUAUUUUAAAGAUAAACCUGCUGGAAAGGUAUAAUUGCAUCGUUUAAAAAUAUGAUCUUUUAGCUGAUUGCUGGUACAAUUAGCAUUAAUCAUAUGAAACUGAUUACAUUCCCACAAAUCAAUACUUAGUAUAUACGAAAAGUAUACAAUAUAUUUUGACAUCUUGUAUUCUUACAUAUUUGAUGCAUUGUUUAUUAAUAUAUAGAAACUACAUUGUGAAAAUUGUGUUAAAUAAUCUAAAUAAUUAAACAGUUGCAAUACGGUUUAUGUACUUGUGAUUUAGACAGAGUAUAUUCAGUGUUCCAGUUUUA